Molecule: messenger RNA, 558 nt
Organism: Entamoeba histolytica HM-1:IMSS
Lineage: Eukaryota; Evosea; Mastigamoebida; Endamoebidae
Exons: 1
Coding region: 1-558 (185 amino acids)
Cellular component (GO): membrane
Source: RefSeq, a predicted model, not a curated record
AUGAUUUCAUUCUUUAGAAUUACUAAACAUCAAUUAAGUGAUUCGUAUUCUAUUAUAUUUGCAGGAAAUUAUUUAUCAAGAGUUGGACCAGCACUUGCAAUGAAUUUUAUCCAUAUGAUUAAUUUUACAUCUAAUCAAUAUUCAAAUAUUCAAACACAAACUGCAUUCCAAAUAGUCAAUAAAGGAAUGGAAAAAGUUCCAUUCUUUGGAAGAAAUAGUUUUAAUGACACAUUCCCAAUGUGUAUAUUUUGUAUUAUGGUAUUAAGUGCAUUAUUCAUUGGGAUUGAUUAUAGAAAAGUCUUUAAUUUUGUUGUUGGUCUCUUAAACUAUAUCUUUUCUUGUGUUGAUGGUAUUGGAAUUGAUGAAAUUAUUUAUACGUCAGAAAACGAAUCUUAUAAAAAAGGUGUUUUAUUAAUUAAAAAGAGAUUAUUAGAUGACUCUAAAAAUCUUCCUGAAAGUGAGUCUAAACGUAAUUAUAGAAAAAGUGUUAUGUCAAUCCAUUGGAGAGUGAAUAAAAAUGGUUAUGAGCUUCAUAAUGAUGAUGAAGAAUUAGUAUAA